This is a messenger RNA of Thelazia callipaeda (thelaziosis nematode), 831 nucleotides long. The record is from the annotation of a GenBank genome assembly. Lineage: Eukaryota; Metazoa; Nematoda; Chromadorea; Rhabditida; Thelaziidae.
AUGUUGUUGAGGAGUGUCCUCACGAAUCUCGUAUUAUCUAUGAUUUAUUUAAAAACAGCAGCCCAGUCAGCACUGUCACGGGCUUGGGAAGAGACUUUUCCAGGUCAGGUACCAUACUGGGAAAAAUACAAUACAGGACCACAUGGUGUUGUUAUUCGUGGCUGGCAAUUUAGUCGAUGUGCCAGCGAGCAGUGGACAAACUAUGUAGUGAAUGUUUCAAAUAUAGUCGUUUGGCCUGAUUAUCCACGAUUUCCUGGCCCCAUUUAUUUUAAUGUAACAAUGGAUGUUAGCGAAGAAUUACCACAAGAUAAAAUUGAAAUGGAUCUCGAGGUAAGGCAUGCAGUAACGAAUAAACAGGGAUCAAAAGGUUGGCAAGUAGUUCCAUGUCAGGGAUGGAAUAUCAUCGAUGGUUGUGAUGGUGUCGGCUCAUGUCGUUAUUGUAAUAUGCUAGACAAAUGUCGAGAAACGAUAAAAGCAGCGGAUAAAUAUGUAACAGAUCGUAAAGCUCAUGAAUUUAUUCGUCAAAACAAAUUAUGUCCACCACCAAAAGGACAUUGGACAAUGACAUUCAGCAAAGUUUUUACAACGGAUGAUUUGCCCAAGAGCUUCUUCGGCCCAUUACAAUCAAACGAGUACUGGUUAACGUUUUCAUUUUCUGAUACGAAAGAUAAGAAACUGGGAUGUGCACGAUUGUGGGUUGAUGUCUGCAAGUAUCAUUUACAGGAUAAACAACAAAAGUGUUUACGAGAUCCGAAUGCCUUCAAGAAUUUUAUCAAUGAAAUCAGUAGCCAAGCAGCUCAGAUCAGACAGCGGUCUGGAUCAUCAUCCUGA